Messenger RNA from Aureobasidium uvarum, 1629 nucleotides. The record is from the annotation of a GenBank genome assembly. NCBI's taxonomy places the organism in Eukaryota, Fungi, Ascomycota, Dothideomycetes, Dothideales, Saccotheciaceae.
AAUCUACUCCUGGAAAUAAACGAAUCCACAAUCAACCAGAUUACUACCUUCGUCGAAACUACUGAUCCUCAACCAGCACCUGGCAGAGUCUCUUCGGCAAUCAUUCUCACAGGUCCGAGUAUUGCAUCUCACGCUCUACUCUUUUCCCAACUAGCCACCAGUAUUGGUCAAGCUGAUGGAAGCAUCUUUGUACCUUUGACCUCUUCCUUGGCUCCAAAUCUCAAGACUCUGCUGAAAAUCCUCAUCUCCAAGGGAACUUCUUCGGACGCUCAAUCUGACGAUGAGGAUGAGGUCGAUGCUGUCAAACCGACUCGCAAACGGACGCGUCUACUUAACUAUGACCUUCAACUCCUCCGAUGGCAGGAUAGAAUACCCUUCGUCUUCUUCUUUGGUGUCGCUACAUCCAUCGAGAACUUUUCCGUCAAACUGUCCAAGAAGGCUACUCGCUGUAUCCAAGGUCAACGCUUCGAUGUAGUCAAGGCAGAAAGUGCUCUUGAACAGAUUACUGAUGCGCUUUACUCUUCCCUUGACACGAACACGCCUAGUCUUUGGAUGGGCCCCGGCAUAUGUUCUGCCACACUACGACGUCAACGAGAGCAUAUUCAGAGUCUCGAUGCUUUCGUGGAUAGUGUUCAAACANNAGUAGAAACACUGCUCGAAGCCGGCGAAGCUUCAACCCCCAAACGCUUAUUAGACAGUGACGAAUACCUCUUGAACUAUGUCAAAGAACAAAUUACGACUGGACAUCAAGCUCUGGAGUCUAUGCUGAGCACAGUGAACACAAUCGCAGCAUUGCAAAAACACAUACCCGCAUUACAACAACAGCUCAAAUCGACCUUGCUGGUUGAUGCCCUCGCUGGUCAACUCAGAGAUUCCAACGUUGAGAGAAACAUGUUCAUGUAUCUCAAGAAGUCAAACUCGGAAGCUCUGUUGCUAACAAUACAGCACGUAUUACCAACCACAUCUGGAGACCUGCACAAGCUAUGUGCAAAGCUUUUAAAAGAACUCGAAAAACUUCAAGCCCAGCAAAAAGAUGGAUCAGCUCUGCGCAGUGAACAGGAUGUGCAUAACGCCACUUUAAGAACAACAGUCGUCGCCAANAAGGUGGAGUUGAGCAAGCAAAAAUCCACGCUUACCAAAAGUGAUGCUGCUUACUCUGGCAUUCUGCGACGCUUUGUCGAAGCCUUGGAAACGCACUUUGACGCGACACUCAUUGAUCCAAAAGAUUUGGCCUUCAACGAGAUCUUUGUGUACGAUCUCAAGUCACCCCAUCGCGAUGUGUUUACGCCCAAACCUCGGGCUGCCAUUGAGCGUGCAUUGGCUUCUCCUCACGAUUAUCUGGACUGCGAGUGUUGUGCGCCAGAUGUGGGCACAGGAGAAGAGAAUACAUUGGCUUCUACCCAGCCAUCGACUGCCAUCUUGUAUCAGCUGUAUCUCGAGGGUGGAGCGUUGAUGAAUGUUGCGGAUUUGCGGACUGCAUUCGUGACGAUUCUGGGAGAUGAUCAGGAUGAGGUGUUGACAAAUGCUCUGUUCCAGCGUUCGUUGGCUGAACUGCGAUAUCUGGGCUUGGUGAGAGGAACGAGGAAAAAGGCAGAUCACGUCAUGAAGAUAUCGUGGAAGGGAGUUUAG